Messenger RNA from Poeciliopsis prolifica (blackstripe livebearer), 5621 nucleotides. RefSeq names its product TNF receptor-associated factor 2-like. Gene Ontology annotation, molecular function: ubiquitin-protein transferase activity; zinc ion binding; tumor necrosis factor receptor binding. The coding region runs from base 1 to 1707 and encodes 568 amino acids. The transcript has 10 exons. The record is from RefSeq and is a predicted model, not a curated record. Gene Ontology annotation, cellular component: plasma membrane signaling receptor complex; cytoplasmic side of plasma membrane; cytosol. Lineage: Eukaryota; Metazoa; Chordata; Actinopteri; Cyprinodontiformes; Poeciliidae. Gene Ontology annotation, biological process: regulation of apoptotic process; tumor necrosis factor-mediated signaling pathway; positive regulation of JNK cascade.
AUGGCUGCACAAGAGCCGUCUCCACCAUCUUCCCUGGAAGGCAACAAGCCGGGCUUCCCAAAGAAAAUUCUGGCCAACAACCUGGAGGACAAGCAUCUGUGCAACUCGUGUCAGAAAAUCCUGCGGAGGCCCCUGCAGGCCCAGUGCGGCCACCGCUUCUGUUCGUUCUGUUUCAACAAGCUGGUGAGUUCUGGACCACAGAAAUGCAGUGCAUGCAUCAAGGAGGACUUGUUUGAGGAGCCCACCUCCAUUCUCAAGCCUGGCGGUGCGUUCCCAGACAACGCAGCUCGGAGAGAGGUGGAGGCCUUGGCAGCAGUUUGUCCUAAUGAAGGAUGCACAUGGACUGGAACUGUCAGAGAGUUUGAGGCGAGCCAUGAGGGCAACUGUGACUUCAUGAUCAUCAUGUGUCCGUCGUGCAAAGAGCUGAUGAGAGCCAACGAACAGGAGCGCCACAACGAGCGAGAGUGUCCAGAGAGGACACUGAACUGCAAAUACUGCAAAGAGCCGUUCCUCUUAAAGAACAUCAAGGCUCAUGAUGAAAUCUGCCCAAAGUACCCAAUGAUCUGUGAAGGCUGUGCGAAGAAAAAGAUCCCCCGUGAGAAGUAUGUGGACCAUAUUAAGUUCUGCAGUAAAUUUAAAACACCAUGCAGAUUUCAUGUUGUUGGCUGCGAUACGUCUGUGGAGAAGGAGAAGAUCCACGACCAUGAGCGGCAGUGUUCAUACGAGCACCUCAACCUGCUUCUGCAUUUCAUCAUGGGCAUCAAGGUGAGUCUGGAGAGCCUCCAACCGCAGACCUUAGAGGUGGCCAGCCAGAAGCUCCAGGUGCUGCACCAGUCCCUCAGAGAGCUGGAGCUGAAGAUGAGCCAGCUGGGUGGGGGCGGCCCUGCUCCCGUGCAGGGUGCAUGUGCUCUCACCCUGGCCACGUCCUUCACUCCACUGCCCAGCGCCAUGGGUGCUGCUCUGGAGCUGCAGCUCCAGAGCGAGAAGACCAAGGUGGCCGAGCUGAGCCGGCGCUGUCAGGAGCUGGAGCUGAAAGUGAACACGUUUGAAAACAUCGUCUGCGUCCUGAACCGGGAGAUGGAGCGUUCCUGCACCACCAUGGAAGCCUACAACCGUCAGCACAGACUAGACCAGGACAAAAUUGAAAUUCUCAGCAACAAGGUCCGACAGCUGGAAAGGACGGUCAGCCUGAGGGACCUGUCCAUCGUGGAGAUGGAGGGGAAGAUGAGGGAGAUGUCUGCAGCCACCUACGAUGGAGUCUUUAUCUGGAAGAUCUCCGAUUUCACCAAGAAGAGGCAGGAUGCCGUGGCUGGCCGCGCUCCUGCUAUGUUCUCCCCCGCGUUUUAUACAAGUAAAUACGGCUACAAGAUGUGCUUACGAAUCUACCUGAAUGGUGACGGGACGGGCCGUGGCACACAUCUGUCUCUGUUCUUUGUGGUGAUGAGAGGACACAGCGACGCACUCCUUAAGUGGCCUUUCAAUCAGAAGGUUACCCUCAUGCUGCUUGACCAGAACAACAGGGAGCACAUAAUCGAUGCCUUCCGGCCCGACAUCUCAUCUUCGUCCUUCCAGAGGCCCGUCAGCGACAUGAACAUCGCCAGCGGCUGCCCGCUUUUCUGUCCUCUGUCCAAGCUGGACUCCAAAAACUCCUACAUUCGUGACGACACCAUCUUCAUAAAGGCCAUCGUCGACCUCACUGGGCUCUAGAGAAAUCGUAAGAGCAGAAAUCCCAACUUUGCCUUUUUUUGCGACUAACCUGUUCAUCAACCGGCCUUCGUAUUAGCAGUAACCAGCACUUCUCUCGGGGGGUGUUGUGUCGUUUGGUUUUGGAAUCAGUUGUUGACAAUAUGCAAGUUAUCAUUUUUUCUUUGUUGGCUAUUCAAGUCCUUUAGUCUCUGUUUUACCAAUCAGAAGAACUUUUAUGCAUCAAAGUUGUGACUAUUCACCAAAGUGACUGCAGAACUUUAAACAGCGUUUUUACUAACCAAGGCAUUCCAACAACUGUGUAGUGUACUAUGUGAAACAAGCUGACUGCCCGCCUCAUUAAUCCCUCAUGAACAUGUUGAAGCUCCUGGUGCUUCAGAAGUGGCUCACCGUCAAGGUUUAAAGGAAGCUUUCCUGUAGGCACUAGCUAACGCUCUUGUUAUUACUAGUUAUAACCCAGAAAAUGGGAACUUACUAACCGCUAAGAUAACUAACAAACACGCAAGUCCCUGAAAAUAUUCAGCUUCCUCAAUAACACUCAUUAAGUCUUCUGUGAUCGUUUCACCGAUUUCCAACAAGAUUGUUUUUCUGGUUACACAAGUUUUCUUCCAUCUUAACUAGCUGGUUUGGGAUUAAUUAUAGGGUUUAAUAGAGAAAAUAACCACACGUGAAUCAAGCUGAAAAGAAAGUCGUCUGAGUUGAUUAAAAAUAAGAAAAUGUAAGUUAAUAAAACCAAAAACUAUCCAGAUCUUUUUUUUGUCCCAGAUGCUGAUCCGAGUGGUUUUAGAACAAGUGUUCCUGGAUUCAGACUAUCAGUCAGAUCCUCUUUGUAGUCGUCGCCUUGUUUGCAAAAUCUGUAGCUUUAAGGAGGAGAAAAUGAACUACUUGUCAACUGUAUUAUGUGGUUUAAGUUGGUUUGAUGAUCAUGAAGCAGUUACAGUAACCGGCCGCUGCAGUGUGUUGGGUUUAUGUUGUUCCCCAACCUGCAAGAAUCAACCAAAGACACAAAUUACUUUUCUGCAGAAGAGGGGAGAAGAGCCCAACGCGGAGAACCGCUGGCAAACGCUGUCUGGGAUCCACUCCGCCGGCUCUCAGUCCCCAACUGCCUUUUAUUAUGUCAACAAACAAAGAGGUUGGCUAUUUUACAUAGUUAGUCAUUCUUCCUCGGACAUGCUGUUACUCGGACCUAAGGAUGACCUCUAUAAAUUCACCCCUCAGGACACAGAUAAUGAUUAACACAGCUUUUAGCAGAGGAAUGUGUAAACAUUUCUAACCCCUAAGGAAACAGUUAAGAGUAUAUCACAAAAGAAAGGAGUCAAGAAAACAACACAGAAUAAUAUGAAAACAUAAUCUUUCAAAUAAAAGUAAAUGAACUUAGAUAAAAGUAAAUGAACUAAGAUAAUAAUUUUCCCAACAAGUCCCAGCAUUAAUAUGGUGCUUGGUUAAUGAAAGCCAGCAUAAUGAUAUGGGAACACGUGAGCUAAAACACUUGUAGUUUCAUAUACGUUUAUAAUUACUGUAUGUCUGAUUCCACAUAUGCACAUUUCUCCUGCUGGUCUUGUUCUCUGUUUUGAUGUGACUUGUUGAUAGUUUGGCAUUCAACAAAUUUCAAAAGUCAUGUUCAUGAAAUCAGCGCUUCGCUUUGAAGAUGGUGUAAUCUAAUAGGACUUCAGACUUAUUUAAAUAACACGUUUAAUACAGGUGUGGAAGCUAUGCACAGGAAAAAAAUAGGCCAUGUUUUAAAACAAUUGGCUGCAGAAAAGCAUCCAAAGAAAUUUAAACACCAAAUGAAGCACUCAGAUGGUCCAUUCUGGAUAGAUUAUUUGAACGAGAAGGAGAUCAGAGCUUCUACAUCUGAAAGGAGAAAUGGAAAACUGAAAAAGUUUAUGCUAAAACUAAAUCUUCUAAAAUACCUGCCCAGGUCUGAUUUUGAGUUAACUCCACCAAAAAAACAAUCUUCAAUCCAGUCGAAAUAAACUCCAUUACAUUUAUCACAUGGGUGGAUAGGAGGUAUAGGCCAUGAUGUUAUUCAGACAGUAUUUUCAUAUUUUAACACCAGUGACUGAUACUUAAUAACAUUUUAAACGCAUUUCAAACAUUUCCACUAAAUUUAUAUUUAUCGAGUGGCAGUUUGUUGCAGGCAGUUGCCGGCGGAAACGCUGAGUGAAGAUCAGAGGAUGGCCCCCAGACAUGGCAGACGAAAUGAAUUGAACUUGACAGAGUCUGGUUUGUGUCAUAUUUUGGGUUCGCAUUGUGAAAACAAAUUAGCAUCACCUGCCAAGUUGAUAACCCAGACGCCACAUGACGGUUCUGGUUGUACAAUAAAAUCCAACCGAUUCGGUCAGUUCCUUCUGACCGCUUCACUUGGUGCCAGCAAUGUAUGCACCAGUACACCAUAAAGUGCAUAAAAUGAUUUUUAUCGUCUUAAUUCCACCUGUAGUAUUUUUUUUUUUUUUGCAUUUCAAAUGAUGCACCUUUUAUUAAAAAACUGCUGAUGAUUGACAAUACUGAGAGGCAGAUUAUAAUAUCUACAGUCAAAGCAAUAGAUCAGACCACUAUUGGCUGUUGUGCUCACUGUUGUGUACUGUCUAACAUUUGGUGAUGUCAUCAUUCUUAUUUUAUAUUUCUCUCAUAAGCUUUGCUCACAAUGUUGUCAGAAUUUCUCACACACUGUUGCAGAACAGCGAUUGGUCCAUGUCUGGCUCUGCUGUUCUUCAUUUGGGAAUCAUUUGUUGAACAUCUCUUGAAUCCCAUCAAUUCUAUCUGCAGUACUUCUGCUGCUAACGUUUCUGUUUGUGUGUCUUUCCAGUCCUUUUCCUCUGAAAGAAAAUCUAUGGUGUGAAAUAUGAAUCAAGCCUUGGUUAUUAUUUUGUUGUCUUUGGUUACACUGAAUAAAGGUGGAUAGAGAGUUAUGGGCUGCUGAUGGUCUGUAACGGCUUUAUAAUCUUCCAACACUUUCUCUCAAAACUAUCCCUUCCUUAAAAAAAAGUAGUUGAAGACAUUGACAAAAUGUAAAAGAUUCUAACUUUCUCUAAAAAGACGAAAGAAAAAUAAAAAGCAAAGCAAAAAUAACCAGAAAGAUGACUUCAGAGAUGCAGUACAAAUGAAGGCUACAUGCUGACAUGAAUUGAUGUUAUUGAGUCCUGGUAUUAUUUGAAUGUUCCAACACAGUUCACAGAAAAACAUUUAUAUUUUCAUUGGAUUUUUGAUGAGUUGAAACUACGGGUGCACCGAUAACAGUUUUCAGGCAGAUUAAUCUUCAAAAACUUCACCUGCCAAUUCCUAUAUUGGCUGAAAUGUUUUGCGUCUGAAAUGUUGCUAAAUUUAGCAAGAAAAUCACUGAGUUGCUAACAGUGGGGUGACAAUAGUUAGCUACAAACUUGUAAACAUGACCAUUCUAUCACUCAAACAUGGCUCAUCGCAGAGCUAAAGAGGACAGUGGUUGAUUUUUAAGACCUUUGCUGAUGAGAUAAGAUCGGCUUCACAUGUAAGCAUCAGCUGAUCACCAGUUUCUCCAAAUGAAGGAAAUUGGAACUGGUAAAUCAGUGCACCCCUAGCUGAAACACUUGUUUCCAAUCUCUACAAAUAUAUAUAUAUAUUUUUGAUAAGGCUAACGGGGCGUACAGUGAGGUCAAAGUGUGUCACCUUACAUGUCUUCUGGUGUUGAUUUUUUUAAAAUUUUUGUUACACUUGCAUGUUUAAGAGUGUCUUAAUAUCAGAUGGAGAUAAACCGAGUACCGGUAAAUGCAUACAAGCAGUUUUCCAGAGAAAUAAUCACCCCCCGGAGCUAGAACCAUCAUAGGUUUGACUCGACUGAAAAUUAGUGUUUUGCAAAACUCCAGAGGGUCUUUGGUUAAAUAUUUUCAAUCAGCCACAUUUAAACAUUUAGGAAUUUUAAAUGGCACUUAAAUAUAAAU